This is a messenger RNA of Amaranthus tricolor (Joseph's coat), 1128 nucleotides long. Its product is annotated as bifunctional bis(5'-adenosyl)-triphosphatase/adenylylsulfatase FHIT. The transcript is spliced from 6 exons. Lineage: Eukaryota; Viridiplantae; Streptophyta; Magnoliopsida; Caryophyllales; Amaranthaceae. Bases 277 to 909 code for a protein of 210 amino acids. The record is from RefSeq and is a predicted model, not a curated record. Gene Ontology annotation, molecular function: catalytic activity.
AUUGAAUAAGAUGACAAAUUAAAAGAAUUUGAAACAUCAACUUUUAUUUUAAUAUUUUUUUAUAUCCAUUUUCAUUCUUAAAUCUUAACAUAAUAUAAUCACUUUUAAUUGUGGAAUAUUAAGAGUUACCAUUUAUUGCAAUCAAAUUCAACCCAGAAAUAGUGAAGCACCAAGACAACCCGGUAACCCACCCAUUACCGGCAGCAUCUACCCUAUACGGCAACAACUGCAAAUCAUCCCAUUUCUUGAAGUUGAAUCUAGAUUAGGAUUGAAAAGAUGAUCUUGAGGGAAUUGGAUUACAUUUUUUUGGGGAAGACUUUUACCCCCAUUAGCAGGAAUACUGUUCUUCAGAUCAUGAAGUUCUCCUUCAUCCCCCCUCCAUCUUCAUCAACAAGAGGAUACCGAUCUUUCUCCACCAUUACUAGAUCCUGCAAGAUGGAAACAGGAUCUUUUACAUUUGGGCCUUAUAAAAUAGAUGCAAAGGAAGUAUUUCACUCUACCAAUCUCUCUUAUGCCAUGGUGAAUUUGCGCCCCCUUCUUCCUGGACAUGUACUCGUCUGCCCGAGGCGUGAAAUGAAGCGCUUUGCUGAUCUCACUGCCGAUGAGACUUGUGAUUUAUGGCUUACAGCUCAAAAAGUUGGUAGUCGGCUAGAGGAGUACCACAAAGCAUCGUCGCUAACUCUUGCUAUACAAGAUGGGCCUCACGCAGGACAGACUGUACCCCAUGUUCACAUUCACGUCCUUCCUCGUAAAGCUGGUGACUUUGAGAAGAAUGAUGAGAUCUACGAUGCGAUAGACGAAAAGGAGAAGGAAUUAGCUCAAAAGCUAGACUUAGACAAGGAACGGAAGGAUAGAACUCUCGAAGAGAUGAAUCGAGAGGCCGAGGAGUACAGGGUGCUAUUCUCCUGAAAGCUAAAUCUUCAAUCAUUCGAUGUACAAUGUCUUAUGCUUCCGUUCAAACUUCAUGAAUUCAUUUUCCUGGUUGUUAGUUGCACUCUUGAUUCGUUAGAAACCGAGCUCAUGCACUUACUAAUGAGCAUACGAUAUGAAUAAAUCAUUAAUGUCGAACAAUGUGAAGAAACGAGUAAUUGAAAUCCGAUAGUUGAUGCAUAUUGAACGUUGCCUGUA